CCCCACGCGGUCCUCUUCUCCUCUUUUCUUCGUUAUUUGCAGAGAGCGCGGGAUGCUUUCUCUACCCUAGGUUUCAAAGUUCCUCUCUCUCUCUCUCUCUCUCUCUCUCUCUCUCUCUCUCUCAUGCGAGCUGUGAAUUAAAGCGCUGCAAUGGCGACACCAUCUACUUCAAACUCUACAAAAUCAGUCGAUGCCUCACUAUGGUGGGAACCUUUCAAUGGAUUUCUCACCGAACUUGAAAACGCCUCCGUCUCCUCCAAGCUCCCACAAUCAUUGGAGAAGAAGUUGAAGGAUAAUUACGACUGGUUUCUGGGAACCACUUCUAAAUUCAGACCGCCAAAUUCGAAAUCGAGGGAGGCAUUGGAUUCGACGUGUGUCAAGAUCGGUCUGCAAGAGUUGAAUAUACAGCCUCGAUUGAAAGAUGCGGCGCUCAUGAUUAGUUCUACAUUGUGUUUAGAUGAGGUGCAAUCGUAUAUCAUUGUUCAAAGAUCACUGGAGCACAACGAUGCAGCAGUCAGUGAUGUAAACACAAAUAUUCUCAAUUUGGUUGUACUUGAGUACUACUCUGAACGGCAAUGCUUAUUGAAGUGCACAAGACAGAUCCUUAUGCAUGCCUUAUAUUUUGGAUCUGAAUCAGGAGGAGGUUCUUCUGUACUGAAGGAGGCACAUCAGUUAAUUUCUGAUGGACUAGAAUUUAAAUUGCUGUCUAUCUUCCAAGAUCUCUUGUCUUCUAACUAUCCCGAGCAGAUGGAUGUUGAUCUCUACACUUUAUGGGCUGAGGAGACACUUAUAGAGGACAACUUAGUUCUUGACAUUCUUUUCCUUGUUUAUUACGAGUCCUUAUGCACUUGUGAUGCCAAAUGCUGGAAAAGAUUGUGUACAAUAUAUGAGGGACUUGUCACCGGGUCUUACAAUUUCCAGAAACUGGCAAUAUCGCCUGAUGCUAUUCUUGCUAUUUAUCAUGCUAAAGUGCAGCUGCUACUUAUCCUUAUUGCGUCUUUAAACCUGGAAAAUCUCCUUCAAAUGAUCCACGACAAUGUCCCUUUCAGGCAGGGAUCCAUCAUCUUUUCAGAGAUGGAUAUUCAACAAAUGGAUGAAACAAUUUCUAGUCUCAACGCUUUUGCGGCCAAAGAAGCGGGCCCUCUGAUCCUUGCAUGGGCUGUAUUUCUAUGUCUCAUUUCUUCUCUUCCAGGAAAAGAGGAAAAUAGUCUGCUGACGAAGAUAGAUCACAUGGGUUAUGUUCGUCAAGCUUUUGAGGCUUCAUCUUUGGCAUAUUUUCUCGAAAUUCUACAAAGUGACACAUUGAAUUUUUCAGAUGGCCAUCUAGCAGGUUGUCGAAGUGUUUUAAGAACGUUUAUAUCGGCAUUUAUUGCAUCGUACGAGAUUAAUCUCCAGUUUGAGGAUGAUAAUUUGAAAUUGAUAUUGGAUAUAUUAUGCAAAAUCUACCGAGGAGAGGAAUCUCUUUGCAUCCAGUUUUGGGAUAAGGACAGUUUUAUUGAUGGUCCUGUCAGGUGUCUUCUUUGCAACCUAGAGGGUGAAUUUCCGUUCAGGAUUACUCAACUUGUAAACUUGUUAUCGGCCCUUUGUGAAGGUGCAUGGCCAUCAGAAUGUGUAUUUAAUUUCCUUGAUAAGUCUGUUGGGCUAUCAACUCCUAUUGAGCUAAGCAGUGACUCUGUGGUGGAUGCUGCUUCAAACUUUGUUGAAACACGUUUUCCAUUGCCAGUUGCUGGUGUUGAAGGUUUGGUAAUUCCUAGCAAAUCUCGGGGUCAAGUGUUGAGAAUGAUUGAUGAAAAUUGUGCUUUGGUGAGAUGGGAGUACCCAGAAUCUGGAGUUCUUGUGCUGCUUUUGCGUUUGGCUCAACAGCUGUAUUUGCAAAACCCUGAGGAGCUCAUAGUUAUUCUUGAUUUGCUCAGUCGGUUGGUGACUUUUAGUACGGCUGUUCGUUAUUCUCUUACGGAUGCUUGGAAUUCAUUCCAUGAUAAAGAACUGAGCAUGGGGAAUCAAGACAAGUAUAUGCGUGUUGAUGUUGUUGAAAUUGUUUGUUCUUUGGUGAAAAAUCUCUCCCCUAGCGUGAAUGGUGCAGUAAUGAUGUCCAUGUGUGUUAAUAUAUUGACGAAGAUGUUGAUAUGCUUGCCAUCUCAUGCAGCUACAGUGUUCACGAAGGGAAAUAUAUUCGAUGUUGACCUGAGGACGAACCCCUUCGAUAUGGGCUCCAACGGUUUAUCAAGCGGAUCCUGGUUACUUUCUGGAAGACUUGCCAAAAUGCUUUUGAUUGAUUGUGAGCAGAGUGAUUGCUCAAUGACUCUGGCAGUGCUUGACUUCACCAAAAGUCUACUGGAGACUGGUUUAGAAACCGAUACUGUCCUUGCUCUCAUUAUUUUCUCCCUUCAGUAUGUUCUUGUUAAUCAUGAAUUCUGGAAAUAUAAGGUGAAGCGUGCUCGAUGGAAGGUUACAAUGAAGGUGCUCGAAGUCAUGAAGAAAUGUAUCUCCUCUAUCUCAUGCUGUCCAAAACUGGGGGAAAUUGUUUGUCAUAUUAUGCUUUUUGAUUCUUCUAUCCACUCUACACUUUUUCGAAUUGUUUGUACGACUGCGACAAGCUUAGAGAAACUUUACGUGUCCCGUCUUUUUGACACUCUGGAUAUUGAGGGACUGCAACAAGCAAUAUCCUGUGGGUUGGAUGUCCUGGUCAGUAUGAUAUCUACCUUUUCAAAGGAUUCACCCGGUCUUCCGAUUUUUCAUCAAGCGAUUUUCUCACCGAUGACAAAGCCAAUACCUGUGAUCACUGCGGCCAUAUCAUUAAUAUCAUACUUUCGGGAUCCUAAGAUACAAAUAGGUGCUGCAAGGUUGCUCUCUGCGUUAUUUGUUGAAGAUUUUUCACAAUCGUAUACUUACAGUAAUGCGAGUCUUGGAUUGGAUGAUAAGCAGGUUGCCAAUUUCAGGAAAUCUAUUUGCAAUAUUCUUUCUGAGCAGCCACCUUGCAACGAUGACCUCAUUAUUGCUACUCUGAAGCUCCUAACGGCAGCUGCACGUAAUCAGCCUGCUUUUCUCACUGCCGUCAUUUCAUCGAAAGAAAAUUUGAGUGCUCAAGUGCUGAAUGCUGACUCUGAACAUCAGCCAAAUAAAAGUGAGAAUGUAUCAUUAGAUUCCAAGGAAGAAAGUCUUCUGAAUGCAGUUCUGCGAUGUCUAAAAAAGUCUGAAGAUUUAUUUCAUAGCAAUCCCAGUAUGCUAGUAUGCUUGUUGAACUUCCUGAGGUCACUGUGGCAAGGUGCACCUCAGUUUAUGAAAACUUUGGAGCAGUUGAAAGUUUCAGAGAAUUUUUGGGGACAAGUGUCCUAUUCGGUCCUGCUUAUCACUAGUAAUAAAGGAAAGUUGGAGGAGUUGGCUGGAAAGGAGCUUCAUUACGGAUAUCAACUUCUAUCAAAUGUAUUGGAUAUACUUGGUUAUGAGAUAUUCCUGCAAAAAAAGUUGAUGCAUGCCCAGAUGGUUGUCAACCAAAUAUCUAAACCACCAAUUAAUGGGGGAGAAAACACUGUCGGUUCCAAAUGCACAGAAAGUAAAAGUAAUAGCCUGAAGGAGAUGAUUUCAACCUGGUUUAAGAGUUCACAGUUGGGUGACCUGAUCAAGGCUUGUGUUUCUUGGGAAUAUGAUGCCAGCAGUCAGCGUGCAAAGGUUGCUGUUCUAUUUGCUGUGCAAGCAAUGGUGAAAUUAAGAAGUCGUGACUCGGGUAGUUUGUCUGUGUCACUAAUUGAAAGGAUUGUUACGUUGUCUCAAAAGUUGUGCAAGUUACCAGCCUUUACGGAAUUGUUAACUCAGUACACUCAAUGUGGCUACAGUGUAGGAGAGGAGUUGGAGACUUUGAUACUAAGCGAUCUAUCUUACCACGUCCAAGGAGAGCUUGAAGGCCGUCAGAUUGACAAUAGACCUUUUAAAGAGUUGUUCCAGUUCUUGCUAGAUUCCAAUAUCUUGGAUGCUUAUAAUCACAAACAAGAUGACGAUGUUUUAGCAAAUGUCAAAAGUAUUUACCUGUAUGAUACUGUUCGCCUCAGGGCAGACCUGGGAUUAGAAAUGUGGGAUCGGUUGGCAUGGAAAGAAAUUAAAGAAGUCGCACAAACUAUGCUCCUUUGCCUGCAAGAUGCAAAUUCAAGAAUGCUGCACUCAAAUUCCAAGCUUUCAGCUUUAAGAGGGCUAAUUAUGCUGUUAUAUAUGCAUGAAGGCAAUUUAAAAAAGGAUGAAGAUUUGACCGCGCUUAAGAUUCCCGAUGAAGUUGUUUCAUCAUGCAUCAACCACACGUGUCAAUGUCUCCAUAGCACCCUAGAAUCUUUGACUCCUGCUCCUGUUGAUAGUGAAGAUGUGCUUGAUAUCGUUACAGCUCAAGCAGAGCUACUGCUAUUCCUUGUCAGAUCUAUAAGUAAUAAUCUCUCUCAACCUGAUUGUGUUCUCAUCUUGAAGACCUCUGGAUAUGGUCUCAAACUAUUGUGCAGCUAUAAGCCAUCUCUUGUUGUUCGAACAGCUAAAAAGUUUUUGCUUAUGUUGAUCGUCAGCUCAGUAGAGUUUUCUAGCGUGGAUUUGUGUUCAGACGUAAGUGGAACUGAAUCUGUUGAAGGUUCUACCGAGGUAUCUAAUUCGUGUUUGGGAUUAUUACCUAUUCUUUGCAACUGCAUUCAAGACCCUGAACAAUAUACCCUGUCCUUGGCUACUAUUGAUUUAAUAUUGAAAGGUUUUUCUUCACCUGCUACUUGGUUUGCCGUUAUCCAAAAACAUCUUCCGUUGCAGCAUCUUGUUCAGAAGCUUCAUGAUAGAACUCUAUCCAGUAAUGUUUCUGUUACACUGAAAUUUCUUUUGAACCUUGCACGUGUGCGUCAUGGUGCUGACAUGCUACUGAAUGCUGGUAUCCUUGCAUCUAUAAAGACGUUAUUUUCCGACUUUUCUGAAGGUGGGCCUUUCUCUGUUAUCCAAAGUGAGAGAAUCUUCUCCAGCCAAUCAGACAAAAGUGAAAAGCCUGAACCUGUUUGGGGACUGGGUUUAGCUGUACUUACAGCACUUAUUCAGUCUCUUGGAGAAAGUUCUUCCGCUAGUAUCAUUGAUCAUCUCAUGACUUGCAUAUUGGUUGAGAAAGCACCUUUGGUUUCGUAUUACCUUAGUGCACCUGAUUUCCCAACCGAAGGUCAUGAAAACAAAAGAGCUCGUGCGUUGAAAUCAAAUAUUUCUUUAAGCGAGCUUAAAGAAACACAAAAUACUUUGGCACUAAUCUGUGUCUUAGCUAAACAUCGAAGUUCAUGGAAGAAAAUCUUGCAAAAUAUGGAGUCUCAGUUAAGGGAGAAAAGUAUCCAUUUAUUAGCCUUCAUAAGCCGGGCAACUCAGCGCCCUGGAGAAUCAUUUAGAGGAGAGGCUCCUCUAUUGUGCCAUCCUGUGCUCAAAGAAGAGUUUGAGUGGUAUAAGAAGCAGCCUUUUAUUAACAGCAGAAAUGGUUGGUUUGCUCUGUCUGCUCUCGGUUGCAAGUUAAACCCCAAAUUCGCCCAUUUGUCUUCUAGAACAACUGCUCUCACCUUGAGAGAUCAGUCAAAAGACAGUGCUAAUGUAUCUCCUCAGACGCAUUUAUCGGACUUAAUUGCAAUUGAAAUGUACAAGAUUGCAUUUCUUCUCCUGAAUUUUUUGUGCACACAAGCUGAAAGUGCUGCCAGGAAGGCGGAGGAGAUUGGUUUUGUUGACCUUGCACAUUUUCCCGAGCUACCUAUGCCUGAUAUCUUACAUGGCUUGCAGGAUCAGGGAAUAGCCAUUAUCACUGAAUUGUGUGAAGCCGAUAAGAUGAAACAGCUUGCACCAGAAAAACAGCAGAUCUGUCUCUUGCUUUUACAAGUAACAGUCAUGGCAUUGUACUUGGAGUUCUGUGUCAUUCAAAUUUGCGGCAUAAGGCCCGUAUCAGGCCACGUGGAGACCUUCUCCAAGGAACUUCGGCUUCUUGUUAGAGCAACUGAGGGCCAUGUUUUUCUGAAAGAGCCGUUGAAAACCUUGAAGCAAAUUGUAUCCUUCGUGUAUCCCGAGUUAACUCAGCAAGAAGCCUUAUUUUGACAUAGUAGGUGUAUAUAUUUCUUACAACUAUCAGUCAAUCUUCGAUGUAAAAUUUUAUGUUGUCUCCAGUAGAGGCUUAUUUGUUGUCUAAUUGAGUAUAUAUAUAUAUUCCGCGAACAUGUGUUUGCAGGACUUACAGAGAUUUACAUUUCGUUUCAUGCGUUGAGAACUCGUCAGAAUUUGUAACUUUUUACGACAAAAAUCGUCUUACUUUUUAUGACCCAAUGAAUGCUUUCUUAACGUA
Molecule: messenger RNA, 6313 nt
Organism: Erythranthe guttata (spotted monkey flower)
Lineage: Eukaryota; Viridiplantae; Streptophyta; Magnoliopsida; Lamiales; Phrymaceae
Product: nucleoporin (DUF3414)
Biological process (GO): RNA export from nucleus; protein import into nucleus
Cellular component (GO): nuclear pore inner ring
Molecular function (GO): structural constituent of nuclear pore
Source: RefSeq, a predicted model, not a curated record